UGUAAUUACGCUGUCAGUGUAGAGAGACCGGCAAAAUAUAAAGGAUGCAAGUAAAUAAAUGUGGGCGAAGAGUUGUGGUAACGGGAUUAGGAAUUGUCUGUCCUCUAGGAGUUGGUGUAAAAAAUGCAUGGAAUGCUUUGUUGACUGGAAAAAGUGGAGUAAUAAAAUUAGAGACUCCAGAAUAUAAGACUUUACCCUGUCGAGUUGCUGCACAAAUACCUAGAGGGAAUGAUGCGGGUUCAUUAAAUUUGGAUGAAAAAUUUUCUAAAAGUGAACUGAGAUCCAUGUGCCCGGCAACAGCGUACGCAUUGAUUGCUGCUGAAGAAGCUCUCGAAGAUGCACAGUGGAAACCAACUGAAGAAUCAGAUAAAAGAGAUACUGGAGUCGCUGUAGGUAUUGGAAUGGUUGAUUUAGUUGAUGUUUGUGCCAUGCACGAAGCUAUGAAAAAAAGUUACAGCAAAGUCAGCCCUUACUUUAUACCGAGGAUCCUCCCGAAUAUGGCAGCAGGACAAAUAAGUAUAAAAUAUGGAUUUCGAGGUCCCAAUCAUUCGGUUUCCACUGCAUGCGCUACUGGAGCUCAUGCUAUAGGUGAUUUAACGAGUGACGCUUUUCGUUUUGUAAAAGGAGGAGAAACGAGUGUGAUGGUUUGCGGUGGUGCUGAAGCUUGCAUCAGUCCACUGGCCAUCGCAGCUUUCUGUCGACUACGAGCUCUCAGUACAUCGAAAAAUGAUCAACCCACAGAAGCAUCACGGCCAUUUGAUAAAGACCGCGAUGGAUUUGUGAUGGGUGAGGGUUCGGCUGUUUUGAUUAUUGAAGAAUUAGAGCACGCACUUGGUAGGAAUGCAAAUAUAUAUGCCGAAAUAUUGGGAUACGGAUUGUCUGGUGAUGCUGCGCACCUGACAGCACCAAGUGAGGAUGGUGUUGGUGCUAUUCUAGCAAUGGAUAGAGCUUGCAAAAGCGCUCAAGUUGAUCUUGCAGACAUAACUUAUGUUAAUGCUCAUGCAACUUCAACGCCGAUUGGUGACGCUGUUGAACUGAAGGCUAUUGAUACUCUAUUUGGAGCUUACAGUAAAAAUGUAACAGUAUCGAGUACCAAGGGAGCACAUGGACACUUGUUAGGAGCUGCAGGAAAUCUGGAAAUCGCUUUCACGAUUCUCGCUAUUAAAAAUUCAGUUAUUCCACCCACACUCAAUCUACAUAAUUUAGAUUACUCAGGUCCAUUGCAAUUUGUUCCACUUGUGAAAAAAAAGUGGAGUUCAAUGUCCAGGAGAACUGCAUUGAAAAAUGCAUUUGGAUUUGGUGGUACCAAUGCAUCGUUAUGUUUUACCGAAUUUGUUAGAUAGUUUUUAAAAAUUUUUUAGUUAAAUAAUGAAAUAUUUUUUUAAUCUGUACUGUAAAAUAAUUUCAGAGUGAACCCGAAUUAAGUCCUGAGUAGAUGACAGUGUAUUUAUUUAAUCCUCUUAGAGUAAAAUUCAAUCCGAAGGGGAGUUUAUUUUAGUAUUGAAACUCCAGCUUGGAGCGAAAUUAACUCCUAUAGGGAAUUUAUUUGAAUAUUGAAACUCCGGUUCGUAGUGAAAUUGACUUCUGAAGGAAGUUGAUUUUACUAUUGAAACUGCGGUUUGCUGUGAAAUUGAUUCCUAAAGGAAAUAUAUUUGAAUGAAACUCCGACUCGGAGUGAAAUUAACUCUUAAAGGGAAUUGAUUUGAAUGAAACUCCGGUUCGCAGUGGGAUUGACUCUUAAAGGGAAUUUAUUUGAAUGUAGAAAUUCCGGAUUGUAGUGAAAUUGACUUCUAUAAGAAAUUUAUUCGAAUAUUGAAACUCCGGUUCGAAGUGAAAUUGACUUCUAAAGGGAGUUUAUUUUGCUAUUGAAACUGCGGUUUGCUGUAGAAUUGAUUCCUAAAGGGAAUUUAUUUGAAUGAAACUCCGGUUCGCAGUGGAAUUGACGCCUAUAGGGAAUUUAUUUGAAUAUUGAAGCUCCGGUUCGCAGUGAAAUUUACUUCUGAAAAGUUUAUUUUAAUAUUGAAACUCCGGUUCGAAGUGGAAUUGACUCUUAAAAGGAAUUUAUUUGAAUAUUGAAGCUUCGGUUUGCAGUGUAAUUCACUCCAAAGGGGAAUUUCUUUCAAUAUUAAAACUCUGGUUCGCAGUGGAAUUUACUCCUAAACAGAGAAUAUUUUAAUAUUAAAAUUAUGAAUUGGAGUAAAAUUCAUUCUGAAGGGGAAUUACUUUAAUAUUAAAACUCUGGUUCGCAGUGGAAUUUAUUCCGAAGAAGAUUUUAUUUUAGUAUUAAAAUUCCGAAUCGGAGUAAACGGGAAUUUAAAUAAAAUCCAGAUCACUCCGAAAUCACUCAUCUGAAAAAACAAACUUCUUAUUUACUCUGUAUGCGGAGUGAUUUUUUCUAAAACUCCAGAAUUCUGAUUGACUUCGGAUUCAAAUAAAAUCCAUAAUUACUCUGGAUUCACUCUCGAUUCUUUACAGUGUAAUACUAGAUAUUUAAUAACUUUAUAAAAUUAACAUUAAUUACUAAAAUUAAAAGAAAUACAGAUAGACUGGAAUGUACUUUAUUUAACCAUCAAUAAUUGGCCAUUAUUUUUUUUUUAAUUUGCUUCGUACUUAUUCAUUUUAUUAUACAAUUAUUUAUAUAUAAAUCAAAAUAUCCUAUUUUUUAUUAAAUAUUACGGCAGUUUACACGUAAAAAAAAAACACAACAAAAAAUUACAAAGUGUUUCAAUACAAAGCGUUAAAAUAAAAAAAUUCAUAAAAAUAGAGUAAGAAGAAAUUUAAUUAUUAAAAUUUUUAUUUAAAUCCGCGCCUAUCUAAUUUAUAAUUCAAAUGAUUAUCAACAUUUAGUAGUCAAUUAAUUAAAUUUCUUCCAUAACAUGUCUCCCUGACAAUAACAAUUAUCCAAAAUACAUUUUUUAUCGUCAUUUAAGUUUUCGUUAUUCAUGCGCAGCAUAUACCUGGUCUCAU
Messenger RNA from Microplitis mediator, 2967 nucleotides. RefSeq names its product 3-oxoacyl-[acyl-carrier-protein] synthase, mitochondrial. Lineage: Eukaryota; Metazoa; Arthropoda; Insecta; Hymenoptera; Braconidae. The transcript has 3 exons. Gene Ontology annotation, molecular function: 3-oxoacyl-[acyl-carrier-protein] synthase activity. The record is from RefSeq and is a predicted model, not a curated record. Gene Ontology annotation, biological process: fatty acid biosynthetic process. Bases 45 to 1343 code for a protein of 432 amino acids.